AUGCUCUGCUCCGGACUCAGCAACGCGCUGUGUGUAACCCGAGCCAAACGCUUUGUCCCGUCCACUGCGACUGCCAUAUCCACCAACAGAGUGAUCACCUGCGACGGCCACCAGGUGCAGCACCUGUGCUGUGAGAGCGGCGUGAUCGUCGUGGAGUCAGUCGAGCUCACAAGUGGAGAUAAAGGACACUCCUCUCAGCACGACAAACUGAAGGUCAUCAAGAAGAGCUGUGACGGAAAGAAAACCUGUGACAUAGACAUCCAAAUCUUUGGUACUCCUGUUCCCGGCGCCUGCAAAUACCUGGACACCCUCUUCGCCUGCUUCCCAGCAGUCCACAGCACAGCGUGUGAAGGAUACGACGCACCGCUUCGGUGUGAUAAAGGAGAGGUUAUAGUCGUUUACUGGGCUGACUACGGGCGCCGCGAUACGACCACAUGCUCUCAGCAUCGUCCAACCCACGAGAUCCAUAACGCCCGUUGCCCCAAUCCCACCACUAAAGUCGCUGACAGCUGUAACGGGAAGAGCAGCUGCAUUAUCAAAGCGAGCAACUCAGUGUUUGGAGACCCGUGUCCAGGCACCUACAAGUACCUGGAGGUGGCCUACGACUGUGAGCGUAAGUACCUCAAAGAGCCCUGUGACGGGAAAAGGAGCUGCGUUAUCGAAGCGAGCAGCGCGGAGUUCAGAGACCCGUGUCCAGGCACCUACAAGUACCUGGAGGUGGCCUACGACUGUCCGUAUAAAGGGCACGUUAUAGCCGUCCUGUCGGCCGAAUACGGCCGCCGUGACUCGACCACGUGCUCUUACAAACGUCAUCCGAAUCAGCUCAAAAACACCCAGUGCUCAAUUCCCACGGGCAAAGUAGCCGAGAGCUGUAACGGCCGAAACAGCUGUUCCAUCAAAGUAAGGAACUCUAUAUUUGGAGACCCGUGUCCUGGCACCUACAAGUACCUGGAGGUGGUCUACACCUGCGAGAGUAAGUGCCUCAAAGACCCUUUGAAAGACUCCUGA
This is a messenger RNA of Neolamprologus brichardi, 1008 nucleotides long. Lineage: Eukaryota; Metazoa; Chordata; Actinopteri; Cichliformes; Cichlidae. The record is from RefSeq and is a predicted model, not a curated record.